Panicum hallii is the source of this 2244-nucleotide messenger RNA. Its product is annotated as ABC transporter F family member 4. Bases 88 to 2016 code for a protein of 642 amino acids. The record is from RefSeq and is a predicted model, not a curated record. Gene Ontology annotation, molecular function: chromatin binding. The transcript is spliced from 8 exons. Gene Ontology annotation, biological process: DNA-templated transcription. NCBI's taxonomy places the organism in Eukaryota, Viridiplantae, Streptophyta, Magnoliopsida, Poales, Poaceae.
CCCAGCCCAAACCUCCGAUCCCCAUUUCUUCCGCCCCGUGCCACCUCCCCCUCCGACACUAACCCCCGAAUCGGCCGCCGCGAGGAAAUGGGGCGGCGGCGCCGAUUCACGCAGCUGGACGAUGACGACGACGACGACGACGAGGUGCCCAUCAAGACCAAGCCCUCCGGCGGCGGCGGCGCCUCCUCGGGCACCAAUCCCAGGAAGCCGCAGCCGCCGCCGCCGCAGCGCCGCCGCGCCGCCGCGGACGAGGAGGAGGAGGAGGAGGAGGAGGAGGAGGAAGUGGAGCUCGAGGAGGAGGAGGACGACGAGAAGGACCUGGAGGCGAUGCGGCGGGCCGAGGAGGAGGAGCGCCGGGAGCAGGAGGCGGAGACGCAGACCCGCCGGCGCCGUGGACGGCCCAAGCGCUGCCGCGAGCCGGAGAGCGAGGACGAGGAUCCCGAGGAGGAGGAGCCGCAGGAGGAGGAGCCCCGCGAGGAGGAGAACACGGAGGCGGUGCCCGUAGGGGACCCCGUCAAGGUCACCGGCAAGGGGAAGAAGCAGAAGAAGCACUACAACUCCUUCGAGUACGAGGGAAACACCUUCGAGCUGGAGGAUCCCGUGCUGCUCACGCCUGAAGACCGCACUCAGAAGCCCUAUGUCGCCAUCCUCAAGGAUAUAACAGAAACAGAGGGUAGCUUAAAUGUGACUGGCCAAUGGUUUUAUAGACCAGAAGAGGCUGAUAAAAAGGGUGGUGGAAACUGGGUAGCACGUGACACGAGAGAGCUAUUUUACAGUUUUCAUAUCGAUAAUGUGCCUGCAGAGUCAGUUAUGCACAAAUGUGUGGUCCAUUUCAUUCCUCAGCACAAGCAGAUUCCCAGUCGAAAGCAACACCCUGGAUUUAUUGUCCAGAAGGUCUACGAUGCAGUUGAGAAGAAACUUUGGAACCUAACGGACAAGGACUAUGAGGAUAACAAGCAACAAGAGAUUGAUCUCCUUGUUAAGAAAACAAUAGACCGUAUUGGGCAGCUUCCUGACCUUGAACCUGAAGAAACACCUAUGGACAACAGCGAUCAUUUAUCAAAUAAACGAGUCCUACGUAAAAGACCUGCUAACCCUAUAGAUGUAACGAGAGAGCCUCUAGUUGGCAAAUCUGAGCAGUUUCCAAAAGCAGAGACACCUGGAAGUGAUAAUCUAAGGAAUUAUGAUAUCCUUGUCAGAUACAAAGCACUUUACGGUGAGAAAAAUCGUGAUAAGUGGCUCGACAAAUUGGUAGAUUGUAUUCCACUAGCAUCAAAGGAGAGUGCCGGAGCAUCUCAUGCUGAUCCUGAUGCUGCUACUAAAAGUUCAACUAACGUUUCAUCUGCAAAGGAUGUUGGUUCUGCUGACAAUGAAAAAUCAUAUGCACCUGAUGUUGUUGUUCAAAUAAUGGUUGCAUUAGAAAGAUCUGCAUAUGAAGCUCUAGGCAAUGACUUUUUGAAGUAUAACCAGAAACUGAGACAGCUAGUGUUCAACAUCAAGAAUAGCUCUAAACUACGCAGCCGACUGAUGGACAAGGAGCUUGAUCCUCCAGUUCUUUUAACUAUGUCCCCUGAUGAAUUAAAGGUUGGUUUGACUUCAGCAGAAAAAACAUCUGAACCAGAAGAGUCAAGACAGUUGCAGAUGACUGAUACAAGAUGUGAAAGAUGCAGCGAAAAGAAAGUUGGCAUAUCUGAUAUUAUCCAUGCAGGUCAUGGAGAUCGCUAUCAGCUUGAGUGUACUUCCUGCGGCCACACAUGGUUUUCAUCAAGAGAUGCCAUCACAGCGCUGACUGAAGACGCCCCAAGCACUGCUGGGAAUGUGGGAACCGCCCCUUGGGCAACAGCGAAGUUUGACAUCCUCGAGAAGCAACUGACGAGCCCACGGGGCCAGCCUGACAAGCCCGCUGCCGACCCUCUCCGGAAGAGCACCGCGGCCUACAUGCCAACGCUGGAGAAGCAGAAGUCGUUCGUUAAGCCCAAGCCAGGGGAACCCUCCCCUGCAGUAAAUCAGGAAUAGAAGUGUGGGCAUGUUGCGGAUUGGUCUUUGGCUUUAGGAAGCAGGGACGUGUAGGGAUUUUGUACAUAAGUGAUGUAGGAUUGCAUUGUUCCCGUUUCUUAAUAUGCGACCAACUCGCUUUACUGGUUGGAGUCCCCAGCCGCUCCGGUACUUCCAUUCAUGGUGCCACUGAUACAGUCUGCUGUAAUGCGUAGCCAUCACCUUUUAUUCACUCUUUUUUGGAGACCA